Messenger RNA from Amphiprion ocellaris (clown anemonefish), 4820 nucleotides. RefSeq names its product activity-dependent neuroprotector homeobox b (gene adnpb). Gene Ontology annotation, molecular function: DNA binding. The transcript is spliced from 4 exons. The record is from RefSeq and is a predicted model, not a curated record. Gene Ontology annotation, biological process: regulation of gene expression. NCBI's taxonomy places the organism in Eukaryota, Metazoa, Chordata, Actinopteri, Pomacentridae. Gene Ontology annotation, cellular component: nucleus. Bases 598 to 3762 code for a protein of 1054 amino acids.
CCCGAGGCCCCCCUGGAGCCUCACCGGGACGGAAUGCUUUAGUUGUUUUAUCUUUUAUUGGCUUAAUUGGCCAAAGUGAUUGAGAAACCAAUCAAGAGUUUUAAUGAGCCGGGGCUCGCGAGGGGAGAUUAUUUAUGCUAAUGAAGUCGAUGUCACUUCCGCCCCUUUUAUUUGCGCCAUUUUGGAUAGGGCAGUUUCUCCGCUGGAUGUGUAUUGUCUGUCAGAGAGGAGAAUGGGCUCAGAGUUAUCGGCUGCCAGGCAAUCAUAGGUACCGUUGUCUCCGCCGGUAGUUGCUCCCCAGCACCGGGACAUGUGUCCGCCCUCACCGCCCCGGGGAAUGGACGCUCUGAUUGUCUCAUGAGGCUCGGAGGCUCCCGGCCACAGGGAAGAGGACAGCCCGUUGUCGGCGAGGGUUUGGAGGGUAUACCGACGGCCGGGCGGCUGGCUGGCUGGCUGUCUGGCUCUCCAGUGGUCACCUGAACGGAUAUAACCGGGAUAUCUGAGCGGGCGGAAAGUGUCCGCACGUCGCUUCACGCAGCCCGGAGGUGGCUCGCUUCACUCACACGGGAGCGCUGGAUGUGAGAGCAGGCAGGCAGAAUGUUCCAGCUCCCCGUCAAUAACCUGGGCAGUCUGCGGAAAGCGAGGAAAAAUGUCAAGAAGGUCCUGGGAGACAUCGGCCUGGAGUUCUGCAGAGAUCACCUGGAGGACUAUAAAGACUUCACUCCUCCUGAGGUGUACAUAAAGCACACUAGCUGGGAGGAUGUGUGCAUGUGGGAACCAUCACAUACCAAAGUCCAGGACUACAGAUCAAAGCCUUUCUGCUGCUCUGGCUGCCUCUUUUCAUCCAAGUACUUCUCUGCAUACAAGAGCCACUUCCGUAAUGUCCACAGCGAGGACUUUGAGAACAACAUUCUGCUCAACUGCCCCUACUGCACUUACAAUGGCAACAAAAAGACUCUGGAAACACACAUUAAACUGUUCCACAUGCCUAAUAACACCGUGCGGCAGGGCCCCGGUGGGAUGGUGGCAGGAGCUGGUGGGAUCAUGAUGAAGGACGGUAUGCUGAAGAGGACUGGGGACAGCGUGGAGCAGGCGGUGUACUACUGCAAGAAGUGCACCUACAGGGACCCUUUGUACAAUGUGGUGCGAAAGCACAUCUACCGGGAACACUUUCAGCAAGUGGCCCAGCCCUACAUUGUGAAGCCUGGAGAGAAAGCAAACGCUCAGAAUGGUGGCAGUAUGGACGGUAGUAACACAAACAAUGUUAACAGCAACCAGAUUCACUGCAAGAAGUGUCUGUUUGUUCCACGGACCUACGAGGCGCUGGUCCAACACGUGAUUGAGGACCACGAGAGGAUCGGCUACCAGGUGACUGCAAUGAUCGGACACACCAGCGUGAUCGUCCCCCGUCCCAAACCCAUCAUCAUGAUCCCCCCCAAAACGCAUGGAGACAAGACCAUCAUUGGGAUGGGCCCUAAAGGCGCCGUCAUGGCAACCACCAGGUCACCUGGCUCACAGCACCUGGGCCGAGUCGUCAUCGCUUCAAAGACCGGCUUCAGUUCUCAGAGUCUUCUAUCUGGGAUGAAACACGAUGCGAUAGGAUUAAAGGCCGGAUCCAUGCAGCCGUUCUCUGUUGGAAACCAGCAGGUGAGGGUUUCUUUACCGGGGAACGCCCAGGUUUCUGUGCCGCAGCAGUCGCAUGCAGCAAAGCAGCUUAUUUCUGGAGGCAGCCUGCGGAGCCCAGUGGUUGUUGGUUCCUCUUCCUCACUCAAAUCCAACCCGCUGGGUUCACGUGUCCAGGCAGCAGCUACCACUGUGGCCUCCGUCACGGCCAAGAAAGGCUCCUCGGUGCUCGGCACGUCGUACACCCAGAAGUGGAAAAUCUGCACCAUCUGCAAUGAGCUCUUCCCAGAGAACGUUUAUAGUUCUCACUUUGAGAAAGAGCACAAAGCAGAGAAGGUGCCUGCUGUGGCAAACUACAUCAUGAAGAUCCACAACUUCACCAGCAAGUGUCUCUACUGCAACCGUUAUCUCCCCAGUGACACGCUGUUAAACCACAUGCUGAUCCACGGUCUGUCCUGCCCUCACUGUCGCGCCACCUUCAAUGACGUGGAGAAGAUGGUGGCUCACAUGCGGCUGUCACAUCCAGACGAGAGGGUUGGACCACGAACUGACUCUCCUCUGACCUUUGACCUCACGCUGCAGCAGGGAAAUCCCAAAAACGUUCAGUUGAUCGUCACUACGUACAACAUGAGGGACGCUCCGGAGGAGUCGGUGGCGUUUCACGCUCAGAACAACAACACCUCCAUGUCCACAGCCUUGUCUGCUUCUCUAAUAUCAGCCAAGAGGUUAAUGCCUCAGCAUCCGCCCAAAACACCUUCAGGAGCCUCUGACGGAGCUCCAGCUAAGAGCGCUCCUCAGGCCUCGGUGCCCUACAAGAGGGAUGUAGGCAAAACACUGUGUCCUCUUUGCUUCUCCAUCCUCAAGGGCCCGAUCUCAGACUCUCUGGCCCACCACCUGAGAGAGAGGCACCAGGUGAUUCAGACAGUCCACCCCGUAGAAAAGAAACUAACCUACAAGUGUAUUCACUGUCUGGGGGUUUACACCAGUAACAUGACGGCCUCCACCAUCACGCUACACCUGGUGCACUGUCGAGGUGUCGGGAAAUCCCAGAAUGGACAGGACAGCCGGGCGGCUCAUUCCUCUCGGGUCGGCCCGGCCCCGAGCAGCACUCUCAAACGGCCCAGCUUUGAUAGUUCUGACACCAGCGCACCAAAACGAAGGAGGCCGGGACCUCCUGGGGAACGGGCCCACCCUCGGGACAGCAACGGUCCGUCAGCAUUUGUAGAGAAUCCUGAUGAGCCCGUGGUUCUGGCUCUGGACCCCAAAGGACAUGAGAGCCAGUCGUAUGAAUCCAGGAAGGCUUUUUUAACUCAGUAUUUCAACCGGGCGCCGUAUCCGACCCAGCGGGAGGUGGAGAAGCUGGCGGCCAGUCUGUGGCUGUGGAAGUCCGACAUCUCCAGCCACUUCGUCAACAGGAGGAGGAAAUGCGUCCAGGAGUGUGAGACCCAGGGCUCCAGCGUGCUGCUCGGCUUCAGCAUGCACGAGCUCAGCAAAGUGAGUCACGAGCUGGCGUUCGCUCAGGGCGGCUCGUACGAGGGCCGACAGAGCAAACGGCGGACGUCCAGGACGCGUAUGGGUUUGUCGGAGGAGGCGCUGCAGAGACACAAGGAGCUGGUGGCUGCUAACGGAGCUCCGGAGGGGAAGUCGGCCAGGAGCGUGGACGGCACCAAACCGUCCGCCACGAGUCCCAACUGUGCCAGCAGAGACCAAACCAAGACAAUCAACAGCCUCUUACCACAGAAAAUGCCUCUAGACCUCUCCGAACCCAUCGCCAUCGACUCUGACAGUGAUGAGGAAGAGCAGCAGAAGGAUAACAAGGAACUGGAGGGAGAGGUGCGUCGCCAUGGUAACCGGCAGCUUACUGGAGCUCAGGAGAGAAUGGAGCCAAGGACAGGGGCCAAGAUUGUUUCAGAUCUGGACGACAUGUCAGACGAUGACGACGACGAUGAAGACGACGAGGACGACGAGGAUGACGAGGACGAAGGAGGACACGUGGAGAACGGCUUCGGGCCAGCGGAGGGCUCAGGACGGCCGGCUGCUAAAGGAAGAGACACUCUGCCCAUCAUUAUCCCCAAGUUUGUUCCAUCGUCUGCACGGAGCGGCAGAGACGGAGCCCAGCUGGGCAAACAGCAGGUCUGACAGAGAAAAAUACAAAAAAACAAGAAAAAGAAAGGACUCGCAGUCAGAGAGACGCUGAAGGUUUGAUUCCUGCCAACAAAUCUGCCUCCAACGAAGUGAAGGACGCUGAAGAACUCCAAAAAAGCCAUCCAAUGACAUCCAGAGGCGGGACUCUACGAGCAGCUAGGAUCCAUGUAAAGAUCUGUGAACUAAAUUUUAAUGUUUUUUUUCCCCCUCAAGUGGUCAGAGACAGUGAAGUUACACCAAACAAACAGACAAAAGAAGUUUUCUGCCUUCUAGAUCCUUUACUACAUUGAGAUAAGGAGUUAUUAAUGUUGAUUUAGCCGCCGAGCUUCUGAGUGGGGCUGAAAAUGUUGAGUUGUUUUGAGGUGUAGCUCUGAAGCUGACCAGAUAAUCCAUCGUUUUUCAUGUAGUUAAAUACUGAGCUAGCUAGUGUAAAUUUGUACAGUCUUUUAGACAUGUUUGGACAGACAUUGCCGUACAUGUACCCUUAAAUAUUUGCUAUUACCUGUGUGUAAGGUAGCCUCAUAUGUUCUACAUCGGUAUGCUUAACAAUAGGUGUCGCUUUGGUGGCUGGUAUUUUCUCAUAUGUUUAUUUUUUAACAAAAAAAAUAGUUUUUUUUGUUUUGCAAAAUAAUAUAUCUAUAUAUAAAUGAAAUAAUUUAGUUUUUGCUUUUAUCCUGAUUAGAUUUUAUUUUUUUAUGUUUUAUCUUCUCUUUUUUUUAUGAUUUCUCUUCUAAAAGAAUAGUGGCACCGAACUAUUCUCCUUGCAUUUCAUCAUCUUUUCGCAGCCUUUCUGCUCAUUAGCCUCCACUGUGCUCUACUUGCUUUCUAUUUCCACGACUUUAGCUCGAUGUUUCUUUUCCUCCCGCGAGACUGGACAGUAACCACCAAUACUGACAUCCGCAAAAGUGAAAGCCUUUUUCUUUUUUCUGUUUCCAGAAAAGAUAGUUGUGUUUAAUAUGUGUUCUUUGAAUUGUGUGUAUUUGUUUUAUGUUUUCAUUUUUCACUUAAGCAUUUAUGAACAAUAAAGUGCUGUAAUUGUGCUUCUCACAGAA